AUGACCAAAAAGAAUGCCAAUCUAGCCUUAGGAGGAAUAGCAACUCAAUCCUCUACAUACGCUAGCAAUAAUGCUUAUUAUGCUAUAGAUAAUAACAAAGAAACUAAUGCAAAUAUCCACCCAUGUACACACACAACUUUUGAACCUAACCCAUGGUGGAAGGUGGAUUUGUUGGUGGUGUAUAAAAUUAGCAAUGUAAUCAUCACUAACAGAGGUGACUGCUGUCCAGAACGGAUAAAUGGUGCUGAGAUCCACAUUGGCAGCUCACUAAUCAACAACAGCAACAAUAACCCCAGUUGUGCUGUUAUAGCUAGUAUUCCUGCUGGUGCUUCUGUAACAUACACCUGCAAUAUGCAGGGUCGUUAUGUGAACAUCUUCAUUCCCAUUGCUGGCCAGGUUCUCGCAAUCUGUGAAGUGGAAGUUUAUGGGGUUGCAGUCCCUGUUUCUAAGAAGGCAUUUUUGAAAUUGAAGUUUAACAGCAAUGAAGAUCUCAGCAACCCUACAGUAAGGGACACAAUUCUUCAAAAGAUCAAAUCUGCCAAUGUGCCGGUAGUUAAUGUUCGUUGGACAAAGGAACCACAACUUGAAACUAAAACUUAGAAAAAGG
Messenger RNA from Tachysurus fulvidraco (yellow catfish), 607 nucleotides. Its product is annotated as fucolectin-like. Bases 1 to 600 code for a protein of 199 amino acids. Lineage: Eukaryota; Metazoa; Chordata; Actinopteri; Siluriformes; Bagridae. The transcript has 5 exons. The record is from RefSeq and is a predicted model, not a curated record.